AGACCCUGCCGCUCAACAUAACAGCACCCGGAGUAGCUUCUUCCUCUUGGCACGUCGUCCGUGGUGAACGAGCAUGGCGCCUUCACUGCCGCAGCAGCUCAACCUUGCCCUCGCGGACCUCAAGGCACUGUCCGUGCUCGGCCAGGGCGCCAGGGGCGUGGUCUUCCACGUCGUGCCCGUCGCCGCAGGCGGGGACAGCACCGCUGCAGGCGCGGGCGAGCCCAUGGCGCUCAAGGCCAUGUCCCGCGCCGCCGCGCGGCACAAGGGAGCGGCGGGGCCAGCAGGAGGCACGUGCGGCGGAGACGGGCACCGGAGGAUCUGGUUCGAGCGCGACGUUCUGCUCGCGCUCCGCCACCCGCUGCUCCCGUCCCUCCGCGGCGUCGUGGCCACCGACGCCGUCGUCGGCUUCGUCAUCAACCGCUGCCCCGGCGGCGACCUCAAGUCGCUCCGGCGCCGCUGGCGCGCCCAGACCACGUUCCCGGAAUCCGUCAUCCGGUUCUACGCGGCGGAGCUGGUGCUCGCGCUCGAGCACCUUCACGGCCUCGGCGUCGUGUACCGCGACCUCAAGCCGGAGAACGUCCUCAUCCAGGAAUCAGGCCACGUCAUGCUCGUCGACUUCGACCUCUCUACCACGUUGCCGCCGCCUCUGCCCCCGCCGCCGCCGGACGCGGCCCCAGCACGCGCCAGCUCGCUUUUACCUUCCUCACAUCGCCACAGGCGCAGGAACAAGAACACGAAGGCAUCUACGGUUUUCGCGUGCUUCUCCCGCCGCCACGUAGCUUCGCCCCAGUCCCCGUUGUUCACUUCCAUGACUGCCCCGUCCGCGUCUUCGUCGUCAUGCUGCUCGCCGCCGGGCGUUCGGACGCCAGCCAAGUCGAACUCGUUCGUGGGCACGGAGGACUACGUGGCGCCGGAGAUCGUAGCCGGCAGCGGGCACGACUACGCCGUGGACUGGUGGGGCCUCGGCGUGGUGAUCUACGAGAUGCUGUACGGAUGCACCCCAUUCCGGGGCCGGAGCCGGCGGGAGACGUUUCACCGCGUCCUCACCGCGCCGCCGGAGCUGCCCGGCGAAGCGACGCCGUUGUGCGACCUCAUCACCAGGCUCCUCGAGAAGGACCCCGGGAAGCGACUAGGCGCGCGCGGCGUCAAGCGCCACGCCUUCUUUAGAGGCGUCGACUGGGACCGCGUCCUCGACGUGGCGCGCCCGCCGUUCAUCCCGUCGCCUGAUGAAAACGAUGCUAACUCCGGCGCGGUGGUGGAGGCCGAAGCGCUGGACGUGGAGAAGGUCGUACAUGAAGUGUUCGGCUCCAGUGGUGCCGGCGAGACGAGCCUUAUGGAUGUCUGCAGCGACGGAGGGACAGAUGACGAUUUCUCCAUAUUCUUCUGAGUUUCGGUUAGCUAUUUACCUAUUUCUGCACUAGUAGAAACUACGUAACUGUACUUUCAAAAAAAACCCCGAAACUACCUAAAUGUACUCAAAUAUAUACAUCCUUAUGCAUGUACGUAUGCAUUUGCUUGCAUAGAUGCCUUGCUUCGUACAAGUACAAAAAAAUAAAAGACUAAACUAAGGGCACAUUUGGUUCCCUAGGCGAGCCUCAGGCUGUCUCCAGCAACGUCCUCUAUAUUCAUCUUCUAUAUCCAUCAUUUACAGUCUUCUCUAAAAGAUUUCAUCCUCUAUAUCUCCUUCCUCUCCAACACAACAUCCUCUAAAUGACGUCCUCUAUACUCAAAUAUCUAUAUUAGAGACAUUUUU
Zea mays is the source of this 1753-nucleotide messenger RNA. Its product is annotated as serine/threonine-protein kinase OXI1. Gene Ontology annotation, molecular function: protein serine/threonine kinase activity; ATP binding. The record is from RefSeq and is a predicted model, not a curated record. Lineage: Eukaryota; Viridiplantae; Streptophyta; Magnoliopsida; Poales; Poaceae. Gene Ontology annotation, biological process: protein phosphorylation. The transcript has a single exon. Bases 74 to 1387 code for a protein of 437 amino acids.